ACAACUAUUCCUAAAUUUAAGACUGGGAGACCAGCUCUCAGAUUUCAUCUCUUCAUUCAAAAACUCUCUUUUAGGGAACAAAGGCUAGACCAAACGAGGCAUUUUUGCCUCGAAGCACGUAGCCGAAAAAACUAUAGGGUAAAUAGAAUUGAAUAACGCAUAUGGGAACUUCUUGUUUCAUAAUGAAUUGUGUGAGUAGUUUUUAGGAGGGAACGAUACUAGUCUUAUCACGUAGAUUUUCUCAGUUCCACAUAAGGUUAAGAAAGAACCCAACAUCUUCAGCGCCGCCCUUUGUGCGGCAACGACGAGCGCUCGCGUGACGUCAUUUUCUUAUCGACGGCAGAUUCGACAGAAGGAGAAACUUACAUCUCUAGAAGACAAAAACGUCCUCUGUGAAAACAACAACUUCUGCUACGUGGUCCGAACAACAAGGAGAAAGAAAUCACUACUGUUCUUCACUAUCUUUCUUUACGAUUCUUUAGAAAAAAAUAUAUUUUAGACUGUUCAAGUUGCAAGGAAAUAAUUACUCAUUUUAGAGCAUUCUUGAUAAGAAGACAAGUCUCUAAGAUUCUGAGGCCACCUACUGAGUUUAGACUGUUCCCAUUUAAGACAACUAUACAAGAAGAUCAACAAGAUGUCCAAACCCAAACCUAAAGUCGCACCGCAGUUCGCCAAUGAGGAGGAGCGAGCUGCCUA
This is a messenger RNA of Amoebophrya sp. A25, 696 nucleotides long. Lineage: Eukaryota; Dinophyceae; Syndiniales; Amoebophryaceae. The record is from the annotation of a GenBank genome assembly.